Molecule: messenger RNA, 846 nt
Organism: Lachancea nothofagi CBS 11611
Lineage: Eukaryota; Fungi; Ascomycota; Saccharomycetes; Saccharomycetales; Saccharomycetaceae
Source: the annotation of a GenBank genome assembly
AUGAAUAGUCCAAUUCCAUAUGCUAUUAAGCUUAAAACCGCUCUUAAGAUGUGCAUUCAAAGGCUGCGGUACGCACAAGAAAAACAGCAGUCUCUGGCAAAGAAAUCUCGAAGAGACGUAGCUCAAUUGUUGGCUGAGGGAAAGGAACAAAAAGCUCAUUACAGGAUUGAAAGUCUGAUCAACGACGACGUACAUGAAGAGCUUUUGGAAAUAUUGGAACUUUACUGCGAGCUGCUACAUGCUAGGAUUGCUUUAUUGAAUAAUGUGGCGGACGAAGCGGACCUAAUAGAGAACCACGUUGAUGACGGAAUAAAUGAAGCGGUGAGAGCUGUCAUUUAUGCGGUACUACAUGCCUCAGAAAUUAAGGAACUCCAGCAGGUGAAGGAAUUGCUAGCCUUCAAGUUCGGUCUGGAUUUUCUUCGAGCGAUACUCGACGACAGAAUUGGCGUUCCGGACAAAGUCCUCAAGAAGUGCAGCCCUAAUUUGCCGACUGAGGAUUUGGUCACUUUAUAUCUCAGGGAAAUUGCCUUAGCUUACGAAGUUCCCUAUAGCAAGGCACUAGACACACUCGAAGACGAUAAUUCAGAGGACGAAAAAGUUUCAUCACCCAUUGAAUCAGGUUCUGAUGACGGCAAACCAAUAGUGGCCGUCGAAAGUGGUUUUUUAGAUGACUCAAAGCAUCCAAUAACUGUUAAAAAGCCUCGAAAAAACAGUGACAAUAUGGGAGUAGGUCUCAAAGUCCCACAAGACAUCAAGAAGGACAUUCGGGUAAAGCCUGCAAAAGAAAAUGGUAAUGAUACAGAUCUUGACGAACUGAAGAAGAGGUUUGCAGCCUUGCGAAGGUAG